UCGCUUUACCGAGCGCUUCCCGGUUGGCGCCCGACCCAAUCGGCUCCGCAGCUGCGCUCGCGUCACCGGCGCUACGUCAGCGUCUCGACGCGCCAGCGGCGGAGGCGGUCCCCGCGGCUCUCCUGCGCCUCGCCAGGCAACGCGAUCGCUGCGGGUGCUCCCUCCGCUCUAUGGUAACCAUAGAGAUCCACGGCGGUGGCGGAUCAAUACUGGGACGGCGGCGGCGGCCGUGGCGCCGUGGGGAACAUGGCGACGCUGGUGCUGGAUAACGGCGCCUACAACGCCAAGAUCGGCUACAGCCACGCCAACGUCAGUGUUAUUCCCAACUGCCAGUUCAGAUCAAAGACUGCACGCUUGAAAACCUUCACGGCAAAUCAACUGGAUGAAAUUAAAGAUCCCUCUGGUCUGUUUUAUAUCCUGCCUUUUCAGAAAGGUUACUUGGUGAACUGGGAUGUCCAGAGACAAGUUUGGGAUUAUCUUUUUGGAAAAGAAAUGUAUCAAGUGGAUUUUGUAGAUACCAAUAUUAUUAUUACCGAACCUUAUUUUAACUUCACUUCAAUACAAGAAUCCAUGAAUGAAAUCCUAUUUGAAGAAUAUCAAUUUCAAGCAGUUCUUAGAGUAAAUGCUGGAGCUCUUAGUGCACACAGGUAUUUCCGGGAUAAUCCAUCUGAGCUGUGUUGUAUCAUUGUGGACAGUGGAUAUUCUUUUACACACAUCGUACCUUAUUGUAGAAGUAAAAAGAAGAAAGAGGCAAUCAUCAGGAUUAAUGUUGGAGGAAAGCUCUUAACCAACCAUCUGAAGGAGAUAAUAUCAUACAGGCAGCUACAUGUCAUGGAUGAAACACAUGUAAUUAAUCAAGUAAAAGAAGAUGUGUGUUAUGUUUCUCAAGACUUUUACAAGGACAUGGACAUUGCCAAAUUGAAAGGAGAGGAAAACACUGUAAUGGUAGAUUAUGUUUUGCCAGACUUCAGCACAAUCAAAAAAGGAUUUUGUAAGCCAAGGGAUGAGAUGGUGCUAAGUGGAAAAUACAAGACUGGUGAACAAAUCCUUCGUCUAACAAAUGAAAGAUUUGCAGUUCCAGAAAUACUCUUCCAUCCUUCAGACAUUGGUAUUCAAGAGAUGGGAAUUCCUGAAGCCAUUGUUUAUUCUAUUCAGAAUUUACCUGAAGAAAUGCAGCCUCACUUUUUCAAGAACAUAGUUCUGACUGGGGGAAACACCCUUUUUCCAGGCUUCAGAGAUCGUGUUUAUUCUGAAGUUCGAUGUCUUACUCCAACUGAUUAUGAUGUUUCUGUUGUUCUUCCUGAAAACCCUAUUACUUACUCUUGGGAAGGUGGGAAGCUCAUUUCUGAAAAUGAUGAUUUUGAAGACAUGGUAGUAACUAGAGAAGAUUAUGAAGAACACGGACACAAUAUCUGUGAAGAGAAAUUUGAUAUAUAGAUACUGUAGUUGGAUACGUUGUUUUUCCGUUGUUUUAUGCAGAAUGGAACUAUGAACUACAACCUCUUCUUUUAUCAGUUAGGAUUGUGUUUUAGCUUUCCUGUAUUUAAGUGGGUUGUGAAAAAAUAAUUUUCAGAAUUUAAAAAUAAACUUUACAAGCCUAAUGCUGUGAAAUAGUAUGUUUGUUGCCAUUUCAUUAUCAUCUAUUAUUGAUAGCUUUAUUGUAUUCUAAUUGCAGAAAACAAUGAGUUAAUAAAAAUACUGAAUGCUUGUA
Calypte anna (Anna's hummingbird) is the source of this 1711-nucleotide messenger RNA. RefSeq names its product actin related protein 6 (gene ACTR6). Gene Ontology annotation, cellular component: Swr1 complex. The record is from RefSeq and is a predicted model, not a curated record. NCBI's taxonomy places the organism in Eukaryota, Metazoa, Chordata, Aves, Apodiformes, Trochilidae. The transcript is spliced from 11 exons. Gene Ontology annotation, molecular function: nucleosome binding. The coding region runs from base 247 to 1437 and encodes 396 amino acids.